AUGUUUGCACCCGAGCUUUGGGAAGUCUACAGUGACAGGAGGUGCUUACGGACAUUUAUUGGUCACAGUAAGGCAGUGCGCGACAUCUGCUUCAACAACGCUGGAACUCAAUUCCUCAGUGCCGGUUACGAUCGCUACCUCAAGCUGUGGGACUCUGAGACAGGUCAGUGCAUCUCCAGGUUCACUAACAGGAAAGUCCUCUACUGUGUAAAGUUUAACCCAGACGAGGACAAACAAAACCUGUUUGUAGCCGGAAUGUCGGAAAAGAAGAUUGUGCAGUGGGACAUCCGCUCUGGGGAGGUGGUGCAGGAGUACGACCGCCACCUGGGAGCCGUCAACACCAUCACGUUUGUGGACGAGAACCGCCGCUUCGUCAGCACCUCCGAUGACAAGAGCUUGCGCGUUUGGGAGUGUGGUCCACGCUCUCGUUUAACAAGCCGGUCUAGCACGGUCUCAUCAGCCCCGCGGAUGCCCGACCAAGCCGCCCGCUAG
Electrophorus electricus (electric eel) is the source of this 492-nucleotide messenger RNA. The record is from RefSeq and is a predicted model, not a curated record. NCBI's taxonomy places the organism in Eukaryota, Metazoa, Chordata, Actinopteri, Gymnotiformes, Gymnotidae.